CUUGUCUGUUACUGAACAAUGAAGUUUGCCACAAAGUAAUAAGAUACCUGCUGCCCGAAUGGCUAGCAAGCUAAGUGCUGAAAUGAUAAACUAUAAUUGAACCGUCAAUGCUUAUGAACAAACCACAUAAACUACGAAUUUACCUUUAAUAUCUUUGGGGGAAAAAUGAAUCCUUAGCUCUCUAGUAUUCCGUUUGUUCUUCCCACAAACAACACAUCGGUUGCCGGCGUCGGGAGCCAUGUUUAUAUCUACCGCCGCGCCACCUAGCCAACGGUGAAGCUCGAAUUGUAUCAAGGAACAUCUAGAUAUUCCUUGAUGUGUAAAGACAGACGACAUAUCAGCGAUUCACCGCCAUCUAUAGGACAAGCAUUCAACUUAUAGGGAUUGAAUUAACCCUGGAAGAAUACACGCUCCAUACUGAUAUUCCUUGUAGGGAAGGUUGGCGGGGUUGAGGCCAGCAAGUAAAGAGUCCUGUCACCUGUGGCGUAGUCCUCGGAAGGUAAGAAGGAGUACAGCAGGAAACAUGGCCAGUGCUAUUCGCCAAAACUAUCAUGAAGAAUCCGAAGCUGCAAUUAACAAGCAUAUUAACUUGGAACUACAUGCCAGUUAUACCUUCCUCUCAAUGGGCUAUCACUUUGAGAGAGAUGAUGUAGCACUUCCAGGAUUGUCCAAAUUCUUCAAGGACCACAGUGAUUUUGAGCUUGAUAAUGCUCAAACGUUGAUGAAGUAUCAGAACCAGCGCGGGGGCCGUGUUGUAUUACAGGCCAUACCUGCACCCUGCCAACAGGAAUGGGGACAAGGGAUGGAGGCUCUCCAAGUAGCUUUAGAUCUUAAAAAACAAAUAAAUAAGAGUCUCCUAGAUGUUCGUGAAGUGGCGUCAAAAAAGGACGACGCUCAUGCUGCCCAUUACCUGGAUGAUACUUUCUUGGAUGAGCAGAUUAAGACCAUCAAGAAACUUGGGGACAUGCUGAAACAGCUCCAGAGGGCUGGAGAGAAAGACCUGGGACUACAUAUUUUUGAUAGAGAUUUGUAGUAAUUUUUACCUAUGGAUUAUGAUUAAUUAAUUUAAAAAUUUCUUGAAAAUAUGACAUACUAGUCUUGCAGCUUUUUUAAUUUCGAUUACCAAUUUUUUUGUCAAGUUUAAUGCAUUUCUGGUGUACUGUACUUGUAAAGUAUUAUAUUAGAUGUAAUUCUGUAGGGAAUAAUUGAUACACAAUUAAUUUUCCCAUUAGUGAUGGGAUAAGGUUGUUGUUGACAGAAAGUAGAAUUUUUUUAAGCUUCCUAUAAAGGUUGGAUUUACACAAUUUAUGCUUUGUGUAAAUUUUGCUGUCAAUUUUGACAAUUGUCAUUUGAACCAAUAGAUUUUAGGCUUAUGUCUUGCUUUCAUUCAUCGAGCAUGUAAUGUAUUAAUCUUAUGUAUUCUAUACAGUAUUGAACAGUUUUACAGUAAAGCUUGCUUAACCUGUAGA
This is a messenger RNA of Homarus americanus (American lobster), 1469 nucleotides long. RefSeq names its product ferritin-like. The transcript is spliced from 4 exons. Gene Ontology annotation, cellular component: cytoplasm. Gene Ontology annotation, molecular function: ferric iron binding; ferrous iron binding. Bases 524 to 1033 code for a protein of 169 amino acids. Gene Ontology annotation, biological process: iron ion transport; intracellular iron ion homeostasis. The record is from RefSeq and is a predicted model, not a curated record. NCBI's taxonomy places the organism in Eukaryota, Metazoa, Arthropoda, Malacostraca, Decapoda, Nephropidae.